This is a messenger RNA of Phialemonium atrogriseum, 1567 nucleotides long. RefSeq names its product aspartic-type endopeptidase-like protein. Gene Ontology annotation, molecular function: aspartic-type endopeptidase activity. Gene Ontology annotation, biological process: proteolysis. The transcript is spliced from 3 exons. The coding region runs from base 218 to 1567 and encodes 449 amino acids. The record is from RefSeq and is a predicted model, not a curated record. Gene Ontology annotation, cellular component: fungal-type vacuole. NCBI's taxonomy places the organism in Eukaryota, Fungi, Ascomycota, Sordariomycetes, Cephalothecales, Cephalothecaceae.
CCGUACUCCACCACCAAGAUCUUUCUGUUUGACGCCUUUUUCUUCCCCUUUGGGGUCCCGGGUAUUUCCAUAGUUUUACUCAAAGAAGGCUUAUUCCUCCGCUGCUCAGAUAUGUUCAAAUACGACGGUCUCUCUCUUCCACCGUCUUUCCACGGCCAUACAUUCAUUCAUCUGGGCAUCCCAUCUCUCGCUAUUCCUCAUCCCUCCCACCGAAAACAUGGAAUUGGGGCUCACUCUCAGGUCUGCCCUUGCUGCUUGCCUGCUUGUCAUCGCAUCUGCCUCGGCUCGCAGCAAUGUCCUUAGCUCCCUCACGCCUCUGUCUGGUAUCAAGUACAAGCUCGUCAAGGCCAAUCUCCCGCCAAAUCCUGACAAGGUCACCCAAAACUACCAGGCAAUUCAGGCCCACCGCGGAUCUGGGACCAAUUCCAGGUCUGCGGCGGCAGUUCUGGGGGAGCACCAGCGCCAGCUCAACGGCGGCGGCGGCGGCUACGAGAACAUCACCUCCACCACCGCCUACGGCACCCAAUAUGCGAUCCAGCUGAUGUUCCAUGAAACCCCCGUCAGUCUCAUUCUCGACACGGGAAGCUCGGACACGUGGGUCGUCCAGGAUGGCUUCCGCUGCCUUGACUACACUGGCCAGAUCGUUGAACAAGCCAGCUGUGGCUUUGGACCGGCCCAGCCAACCGACUUUCAGUACGGCUCCAUCCCGCAGGAGCACCUGUAUAUCCAGUACGGCGACGGCGAGACCGUGUCUGGGCAGAUGGGCUACAACGACAUCACGGUCGGCAACAUCACGGUCAAGAAACAACAGGUCGGCCUCGCCAACACAACCUACUGGCGCGGCAACAACAUGACCAGCGGGUUGGUGGGUCUUGCUUACCCGACCCUUACCAAUGCCUAUAUCGGUAAUGCUUCAGACCAUGGGUGGGGGAAUCAGGUACUCUAUUCGCCUCUGUUCACCACCAUGGUCAGUGAUGGUUUGAUCCCGCCCUACUUCAGCGUCGCCAUCAACCGGAACUCGUCAGACGGCCUGCUUGGUUGGGGUGGCAUCCCACCUGUGACCGGGCUCGACCUCUCCACCUCCGUAGCUCUGGAUAUCGUCAUCACCAACCUCAUCAACAACCCAAUCACGGCGUGGGAACACUCGUUCUACACAAUCAUCCCCGACGGGUUCAAAUGGGGCUCGACUACAGAUGUCUCAAAGUUCCCUUUCAUCAUCGACACGGGCACCACGCUGAUGUAUCUUCCUCCGCCCCUCGCGGCUGCAAUCAAUGCAGCCUUCAGGCCAUCUGCCAUAUACCUCUGGAUGUACGGGGCCUACUUCACGGCCUGCGACGCCCAAGCCCCGCCAUUUGCGGUCAUCCUCGACGGCUUGAGUUUCUAUAUCAACCCCGUCGAUCUGAUCUACCAGGGCAUGGUGGAUCCCGUCACCGGGCUCUGCAUGACGGCCAUAGCGAGUGGAGGAGCAGGGCCAUACAUCUUGGGUGACGUCUUCCUCCAGAACGUCCUCGCCGUGUUUGAUGUCGGGAAUGGACAGAUGAGGUUCAUAAGCCGUCAGUUCUACUGA